GUUGCAUUCAGAUACCAAAAGAAGUAACGCGGCGGCACGAACGAAAUGUUUUCUUAAUUGCUCGAAUUCCGCGUUUUCAUCGGCUUCUGUUCUUCAUUCUCUGCUGCUCGCACUCUUCCUCCUUUGGAUCGAGGAAGCAUGGCGUUCCGGAUGGCACCAUUCGGCAUUUUAGUUGCUGAACAGAGUAAAAGCACUUUUCUAGAACUGCAGAGAAAGAAAGCGCAUCGAUAUGUAAUAUUUAAGAUUGAUGAAAAGAAUAAAGAAGUUAUUGUUGAGAAGACUGGAGCUCAAGGAGAGAGCUAUGAUGAUUUCACUGCCGCGAUACCUGAGAAUGAUUGUCGCUAUGCUGUGUAUGAUUAUGAUUUUGUGACUGAAGACAACUGCCGUAAGAGCAAGAUAUUUUUCAUUGCAUGGGCACCCUCCACAUCUCGCAUACGUGCAAAGAUGCUUUACGCGACAUCAAAGGACCGAUUCAGGCACGAGCUCGAUGGCAUUCACUAUGAGAUCCAAGCCACCGACCCCACAGAAAUGGAUCUGGAAGUUCUUAGAGAUCGCGCCAACUGAAGCCUAAUUUGAAGCAGCCAAAGGAUUUUAACAGAUCCUUUCCAUUUAGCAGCUCAAGUAUCUACCAGAAAGAAUUGUAUUAAACCAAUGCUUCAAGCUAAUGUUACUAUUGGGAUACUAUCUCAAACUUGUGAUAUUCUUAGGGAUAUGCUUAAAAGUAUGUGUUGUUACCUUAGCCAUUGAUCAUAAUCUAGUCUGUAUUAGAAGCUUUUACAGAAAGGUCUAAAAUUAGAGGACAACACUAAUUCUUUUGCUUA
Zingiber officinale is the source of this 821-nucleotide messenger RNA. RefSeq names its product actin-depolymerizing factor-like. Gene Ontology annotation, biological process: actin filament depolymerization. The transcript has 3 exons. Bases 139 to 564 code for a protein of 141 amino acids. Gene Ontology annotation, cellular component: cytoplasm; actin cytoskeleton. NCBI's taxonomy places the organism in Eukaryota, Viridiplantae, Streptophyta, Magnoliopsida, Zingiberales, Zingiberaceae. Gene Ontology annotation, molecular function: actin filament binding. The record is from RefSeq and is a predicted model, not a curated record.